AUGGAUUGGCAACCUCAAGAUGAGCCAUUGAGGCAGCUGGCUGGCUGCCUUCGCGACUCUCUUAAUGCAGGCAAUCCUCAUGCCCGUGUGCAGGCUGAACAGAUGCUCGCACAGGCGACUUCGUCGCCCGACUACGUCAAUUACAUCACCUACAUCUUCUCUACUUCGCAUCCUGCUCCCGCGGGAAUCAACGCAAAUGAAUACUCCACCGUUCGAUUCGCCGCUGCGCUAAAUGUCAAGACAAAGAUUCAUCUUGCGUACAGCACUAUCUCGCCCCAGAGCUUGGUCUACAUCAAGUCCGCCGCUCUGCACACUCUCCGCGACGCUGAUCGCAAUGUCUCAAAUGCUGCCGGUACUAUUAUCACCGCAAUGGUUCUUCAAGGAGGCCUCUUGGCCUGGCCUGAGAUCGUUAAUGAGCUUCUGAAUCUUGUCGGCAAUGCCACUGGGGAUGUUCCCAUGUCAGCUCGGGAAGCUGCAAUGGACGCAAUGCUCAAGGUCUGUGAGGACAACCGCAAGGUCCUGGAUCGUGAUUAUCACGGUCAACGCCCCCUCGACAUUAUUGUCCCCAGUUUGCUUCAGUUCACUUCAAUUGAGAGUUCCCGUAUCCGGGUCGCUGCUCUCACAACAAUUCACGUCUUCUUGCCAUUCAAACCCCAGUCAUUGAUGACAUCGCUCGAUCAAUUCCUUUCGCAGUUGUUUAGUCUUGCUGGAGACCAGCAUACUGGAGUCCGACAAAUGGUAUGCCAAUCAUUCUCCCAGCUCGUGGAGACGGCGCCAGAGAAGCUGGCCCCUCACAUGGAAGGGUUGGUGAACUACAUCAUUGUGCAACAACAGUCUCAAGACGACCCAGAGCUUGCACUUGACGCUGCUGAAUUCUGGAUUGGUGCCGGAGAGCAGCAGCUGCUGAAGGCUGAAUUGGCCCCAUACAUGCCCAAGAUCAUUCCCGUCCUCCUUCAGAACAUGAUUUACGACGAGGAGGAAGUGGCUCGGCUGAUGGACGAGCAAGAUGACGCUGACACCGAGGAUCGCGCCGAAGAUAUGAAACCACAGUUUGCUAAAUCGAAGGGUGAUCGUCUGAAUGUGUCCAAACCGGGCGAACAACCAGAGGCUGUCCCAGAGCAAGAGUCAGAGGUGGACGAAGAUGAUGAUCUGAGUGAAGGCGAAAUCGAAGACUCGGAGUUCGGAGAUGAUCCUUCAGGUCAGUGGACCCUGCGUAAAUGCUCUGCCGCUGCGCUUGAUGUGUUCGCUACCGUCUACCACCGUCCUGUCUUUGAGAUCCUUCUGCCUUAUUUGACAGAGACUUUGCGCCAUGAGCAGUGGCCGAACCGAGAAGCUGCCGUCCUCACCCUGGGUGCUGUGGCGGAUGGCUGCAUGGAUGCUAUCACCCCCCACCUUCCAGAACUGGUCCCUUACUUGAUCUCACUUCUGAAUGAUGCACAGCCUGUUGUGCGGCAGAUCACUUGCUGGUGCUUAGCUCGUUAUUCUGGUUGGGCAGCUCAGCUCCGCGACCCUGCUCAGCGAGCCCAAUUCUUUGAGCCUAUGAUGGAAGGUAUUCUCCAUCGCAUGUUGGACAACAACAAAAAGGUUCAAGAAGCUGCAGCCUCUGCAUUCGCUAGUCUGGAGGAAAAGGCGGAAGAAAACCUGGCGCCCUAUUGUGAGCCUAUCUUGCGCCAGUUUGUGGCAUGCUUCCACAAGUACAAAAACCGAAACAUGUACAUUCUUUACGAUUGCGUACAGACGCUCGCCGAAUGUGUGAUGACUGAGCUGGCGAUGCCGCAUUUGGUUGAUAUCCUGAUGCCUGCCCUUAUUGGUCGCUAUAACAGCAUCGAUGAUGAUUCCCGGGAGCUCUUCCCCUUGCUUGAAUGCCUCGGAUAUAUUGCUGGAGCCUAUGGCGAUGCCUUUGCUCCAUUUGCACAGCCUAUCUUCGGUCGCUGCAUGAAGAUCAUCUACGGAAAUUUGCAGGCUUCCGUUCAGUCAGGAGGAAAUUAUCAAUUCGAUGAGCCAGACAAGGACUUCCUUGUCACCAGCAUUGAUCUGCUUAGCGCAAUCAUCCAGGCCAUCGACCCGCAGAAGAGUGGCGAGCUCGUGCGUACUUCUCAGCCGCCUUUCUUCGAACUCCUCCGCUACUGCAUGGAAGACGAGAACUACGAAGUCCGUCAAUCGACGUAUGCUUUGCUGGGAGAUUGCGCGAUUAGCAUCUUCCCGCAGUUGGAAGCCUUUGUUCCCAGCCUCGCACCGGUUAUGGUUAAGCAGCUCGACUUGGACCUGAUUCGCGAUGAUGAUCGUCACACCGGCUUUAGUGUCCUGAACAAUGCUUGUUGGUCGUGCGGUGAGAUUGCUGUCCACGAGAACGCCCCCCUUGCGCCCUACGCCGAGCAGCUUUACCAGGGGCUUGUUGCCAUCAUCAGCAACGAAGAAGUCAUCGAUUCAGUCAAUGAAAAUGCUGCAAUGGCAUUGGGACGAUUGGGAUUCUGCUGUGCGGACCAGAUCGCCCCCCACUUGAGUGAAUGUUCCAGUGCUUUCCUGAAGUCGAUGGAGAAGAUUGACUUCACGCGUGAAAAGGCUUCGGCCUUCCUCGGCUUCAACCAAGUCGUUAUGAAGAACCCUCAAGCGAUGGAAUCGAGUCUGCUUGAUUAUUUCCAGGCAAUCGCCACCUUCCCCGCUCGCUCGCUGGCACAAGAGGAGUACAGAGAUAUCCAAGUCUCAUUCCAGCAGGUACUUCAAGGCUAUAAGAACUUGAUUCCUGACUUCAACAACUUCCUCAGCCAACUCCCCCAGGCUGUGGCCCAGACACUUCGCACAGUGUACCGGGUCUGA
Messenger RNA from Penicillium paradoxum, 2817 nucleotides. RefSeq names its product putative importin beta-2 subunit. Bases 1 to 2817 code for a protein of 938 amino acids. Gene Ontology annotation, biological process: protein import into nucleus. NCBI's taxonomy places the organism in Eukaryota, Fungi, Ascomycota, Eurotiomycetes, Eurotiales, Aspergillaceae. Gene Ontology annotation, cellular component: cytoplasm; nucleus. The record is from RefSeq and is a predicted model, not a curated record. The transcript is spliced from 3 exons. Gene Ontology annotation, molecular function: nuclear import signal receptor activity; small GTPase binding.